Messenger RNA from Eleginops maclovinus (Patagonian blennie), 3524 nucleotides. It is a transcript of the gene ece1, whose product is annotated as endothelin converting enzyme 1. Gene Ontology annotation, cellular component: plasma membrane. Gene Ontology annotation, biological process: peptide hormone processing. The transcript has 18 exons. Lineage: Eukaryota; Metazoa; Chordata; Actinopteri; Perciformes; Eleginopidae. The record is from RefSeq and is a predicted model, not a curated record. Bases 491 to 2791 code for a protein of 766 amino acids. Gene Ontology annotation, molecular function: metalloendopeptidase activity.
CAUUUUGCCUAAGUCAUGUAAAUUGCUCAACUCAGAGCUCCUUCCUGUUUUUCCGCUAGUGCCGUCUUCUCUCGUGCAGUGUUUGGCUGGGCAGGAAGUCCAGAAAAAAGUUUGCCCAGGAAGAGUUGCAAAUCUUUUAAAGAGGAAAAGCAGACCCCAGAGGAAUUCUCACAAGGACUUUCGUGAGGACGUUGUUUGCUUGUGUUGAGACGUUUGAAACUAGAGUGGUAUCUGCCCUACGCCAUGGGGGCUGUGAGAGGUGUUGUUGGGGUUGAAGGGAGUGGACAAGUGCUUUUGAAAGGAGAGGACUGACACACUGUUUGCAUAUUGACUCAGUUGUUUGAGCGGAAGUGCUCCAACCAUACAAACCAAAUUCCUGCUGAUGGAUUUUAGAGGGAAACAUUGCCCUGAAGCUUCAGACACUGCUGAGGAAUAGACACUCUCACACACACAUCAGGAGAGGGAGAGGAGAGGGGCCAGAAGAAGAGACAUGGAGGCACUGAGAGAAUCUUUUCUGAAUUUGACUUUUCAGAUGUCAUCCUAUAAGAGAGCCACGCUGGAUGAGGAGGACCUGGUGGACUCCACCGCUGACGACAUCUACCCAUCAUCACCCAUGCAGGUGACACUUCUGCACGGCCGUACUCCCACAUGUUGGCCAGAUAGGACACAGACAGAGCGGAGGCUGCUGUUUUUAGUGUGUUUCAUGUCUGUAGGCAUGUUCAUAUCGCUCAUCAUGACUGGGGUCUUCUACAAACAGACUCACCCUGGCUUGUGUCUAUCAGAGUCCUGCGUUACUGUGGCCAGUGCAGUGAUGGGGGCCCUGGAUCGAACCGUGGACCCCUGUCAUGACUUCUACAACUUUGCUUGCGGGGGCUGGGUGAAGAGCAACCCCCUGCCUGAAGGCAAGUCACGCUGGGGACCUUUCAGCAACCUCUGGGAGCACAACAUGCUUGUGAUGAAGCAUUUGUUAGAAAACACAACGAUAAAAGAUCUGAGUAAGUCCGAGGAGAAGGCACAGAGAUAUUAUCAGGCCUGCAUGAAUGAGAAAAAGAUUGAAGAAUUAGGAGCAAAGCCAUUACAGGAGCUUAUCAGCCAGUUAGGAGGAUGGUCCCUGACCGGAGACUGGGACAAGGACAACUUCCAGGAAGUUUUGCGUAUGGUGUCAGCCAACUUUCGCACCUCGCCGUUCUUCACAGUGUUUGUCAGCACUGACUCCAAAAACUCCAACAGUAACAUCAUCCAGGUGGAUCAGUCCAGCCUGGGGCUACCUUCACGGGAUUACUACCUCAACAAAACAGCAAAUGAAAAGUAUCUGUCAGCAUACCUCAACUUCCUGGUGGAAUUGGGGAUUCUUCUUGGUGGCUCCGAAGAGACUUCUUCGGCACUGAUGCAUGAGAUCGUGGACUUUGAAACCACCCUGGCCAACGUCACAGUCCCUCAGGACGAGAGACGAGAUGAGGAGCUCAUCUACCAUAAGAUGGAGGCCAAAGAUCUCACGACUCUAGUUCCUGCAGUGGACUGGAUGCCAUAUCUCACAGAAGUUUUUGCUCCUGUGCCACUCAACGAGUCAGAGCCAAUAGUUGUUUAUGCCGAAGAAUACCUCAAGCAAGUUUCGGACCUCAUACUCAAAACAAAUAAAAGCCUCCUCAACAACUACAUGAUAAUGAAGGUGGUGAGGAAGAUGGUGUCCAUUUUGGACCAAAGGUUCCAGGAUGCAGAGCAGCGCUUCCUCGAGGUCAUGUACGGGACAAAGAAGAGCUGCACUCCACGCUGGAAGCUGUGCGUCAGCGACACAGACAGCGCCCUGGGCUUUGCCCUAGGAGCCAUGUUUGUCAAAGACACUUUUGCCGAAGACAGCAAGGCCAUUGCUGAGGAUAUGGUUGCAGGUAUUAAAUGGGCGUUUGAGGACAGCCUGAAGGAUGUGAGUUGGAUGGAUUCGGAGACAAAAAAAGCAGCCAAAGAAAAGGCAGAUGCAAUAUACAACAUGGUUGGAUACCCAGAGUUCAUCAUGAAUGCCACAAAGCUGGACAAAGUGUUCAAUGAUUUUGAGGUGGUGAAAGAACUCUACUUCCAAAAUGUAAUGCAGUACUACAACUUCUCAGCCCGAGUGACUGCAGACCAGCUGAGGAAAACUCCCAACAGAAACCAGUGGAGCAUGACCCCUCCGACCGUGAAUGCAUAUUACAACCCAACGAAGAAUGAGAUGGUUCUGCCUGCAGGGAUCCUCCAGGCUCCGUUUUACAGUCGUUCCUGGCCUAAAGCCCUCAAUUUUGGUGGAAUUGGCGUCGUAAUGGGACAUGAACUGACACAUGCUUUUGAUGACCAAGGUAGGGAGUACGACAAGGAUGGAAACCUGCGUCCCUGGUGGAAGAAUUCAUCUGUAGAGGCCUUCAAGAAGCAGACACAUUGCAUGGUGGAGCAAUAUGGAAAUUACAGCAUCAACAAAGAGCCUCUGAAUGGAAGGCACACCCUGGGAGAGAACAUCGCUGACAACGGUGGACUCAAGGCUGCCUACAAGGCUUAUGUGAACUGGGUCAAAAAGAACGGUGAAGAGGCCACGCUGCCUGCACUUGGGAUGACGAACGAUCAGCUAUUUUUUGUAGGAUUUGCCCAGGUAUGGUGCUCUGUCAGGACACCCGAAAGCUCACAUGAAGGCGUCAUCACAGAUCCUCACAGUCCAUCAAGAUUCAGAGUCAUCGGCACCAUCUCCAAUUCACAAGAAUUCUCAAAGCACUUUGGCUGCAAAGCAGACGCUCCUAUGAACCCUAAACACAAGUGUGAGCUUUGGUGAUGUUUAUCAGCAAGGAGAAAAAUGGACGUUGGGGAGAAAGGAAUGACAAAGUCUCUAUGGAAAUGGAACGCAAGAACCACUGAAAGUCCUACUGCCUUGCCACUUAAUGCUUAUCAGGAUCCUUAUCAGGACAGAAUGUGCCUGCUUUGCACUGAGGAUUGCAAUCUUCGGUGCUUCUCCAAAAGAACUGUUGGUUUAAGCAAGCAGCUUUCCCUGAAUUAAAUGUAACUAUGAAUGCGCUUUUUGAACACUGGAAUCCCCAAAAAUGGUUACAGAAAAUGGGGGUAUCACUUUCAAAUUUUGUUGACUGCCUGUUUUUGACUUGUGGUGAUGAAUAAGCAAAGUGCUGUUUCUUUUUCCUGUAACUCUUCACUGCUUAGAUCUUCUGCCAUUUAUUUUUACUGUGUUUUAUUUAUGUUCACAAUUUUUUUAUAUGAAAGUGGACCAGGGACCUGCAAGAUUUUUAAUCUGAUGAAACGUAAAGUUCUACAUGUUAAUUAAGAAUGUUAUAUGUUUUAACUACAGCAACUGUUAAACCAUUGUAAAACUUAAUUAAAAAAUGUUUGUGUACAAUCUGGUCAAACGGUUACAUUUUAUAGAGAUACUGACAUGGUUUUGUGUUCCGUUGCUGCUUUUCUUCAUGCAGAAUUUAUGGUCAUAUAGGCUUAACAAUGAUUUAAGAGUAAGCGUUUGUCACAAAUUAUUUUGUAUAGUAAAACCAAUCUUAAAAACA